CUCCCAUUAUUCCCCCCACCCCUAUUUAGUGUAGUGGUUACCGGAGAGAGACGCGAGGGUUUUGUAUAUAAUUCGUGAAAUAUAUGUAAGCCUAAGCAAUUAUCAACAUUUUUUGUUAAAACUAUAACUUGUUUUAAUAAUAAUACAAAAUCAUUUAUCAGGUCUAAUCUUUUAUUAAAUGAUUAAAUCCAUAGUUUAGUAGAGUUAUUUAACUUUGUUUUGUAAAGUUAGUCUUUUAUUAUUAAAUCAAGUCAAAUGUUUUGAAACUUUAAUAAUACACAUGGCUGUGUAUUAUUCACUUUUACACUUCCUAAUUGAUGGGAUAAGAUUGUUUCUAACUAAGUUUAUACUGCGCAUCUUGUGAAUGUCAUAAUUAAUUAUUUUUGUUGUUAUUGCUUAAGGCAAGGCCUAAGGCUUAGUAGGGGCCUAUUCAUUUAAAUAAUAUAGUAGGCCUAUUAAACAUUAGUUACUAGUUCAACUAGAAUAAUUUUUUCAUAUUUUAUUAUUUUUCAUCUUCAUUUUCUUACAUUAUUUUCAUACUAAUCAUAAUCAUAGGUCAUAGUAUUGGCCACAAACUAGUACUACAGUUUGAUUUUAAAUUAGGUGUAGGCUGUAGUAGGCACAGGCCCAACUCAGCCAACUGCAGUAGUAGUUUAAUAGUAAAAUAGUAAUAAGUAGUAGUGCUGGACUAGGGGUUAAAUCAUAUUUAUAUCUAAGAUCUUUCUCAUGUUUGACUUAGUCAUAUUAAUAGUUAUAUUGUAAUAUCAACACUUAAACACUUAUUUGACUUGAUGGACUUCAAAAUGUGCAGUUCAACUUAUUUACUGUAAGAAUAUUAGUCUAAGUCAAAGGGGCAUACCAGUACUCAUGGUAAUAGUUCGUUUGGUAGUUUAUUUACAGGCCUAAAUAUAAAAGUUUUUGGUGCAGACCUGUUGCCAAUUUCAAAGUGACUGGGUAGGAGUAGUUGAAUCCUGUGUGAAAUACAUGUUCCAGGGUCCAGGUGUCAAUUUUUUAUACAUACGCACACAGAAGCGUAACUGGGUUUCUGACGCAUUUGGCACAUUUAUUUUUGGCGCCCUUGAUAAAUUGACAAGUUUCAGCUUUGCGGCGCCCUUUUGAACUGGUGCAGGCCGGCGCCCUUGGCAUCUGCCCCAAUGCCAAGCCUUUGUUACGCCACUGUAUGCACAAUAAAUUUUACACUUCCUAUUUCCAACAUUAUCAUUACGCCAACAACAUGGCUAACAUGUCAUUGUCAUCAGAUUACACUUGUUCUAAAAUAUAUUUUUUAAAUAUCUAUAACUUUGAGGUGUGCUAGUAUGUUAAAACCAGCAACUGAGGCAAUGCAAGGGAAGAGAGUGACUGUACAUCUGAAGGAUACAAUAAAAUAGUUGUGUUCAUACUAAAUUAUGCCAAGGCGCCCAAGGCUCUGGCCAAUUUGAGGAAGGAAGCAUUUAGCUUAGAGACCGACCAAAUUCCGGCUUCGGUUUCGGCGCCGAAAGUGGCCAUUUUAUCACUUUCGGCCAAGUUUCGGUUUUGGCCGAAACUGAAAAGUUAACUUUCAGCUUAAUUUCGGUUUCGGCCGAAAGAGAAAAGUUAACUUUCGGUUUUUCUUUGGUUUCGGCCAAAAUUGACUUAGACUUUCGGCCGGAUGGCCGAAAGUGACUCAGGCUUUCGGUCAUUUUAAUACUCAGUGAAAGCGAUAUUUAACAACAAACUAAGGCACAUUUAAGAACAAAUUAAGCGAUCUUUGAGAACAAACUAAACGAUAUUUAACAACAAACUAAGAGACAUUUAAGAACAAACUAAACGCUCUAAUAGAACAAACUAAAAGAUUUUUAAGACCGAACUAAAUGAUCUUUAAGAACAAAACAAAUGAUCUUUAAUAGUAAACUAAAUGAUUUAUAAGAAUAAACUAAGCGAUCUUUACAACAAACUAAGCAAUCUUUAACAACAAACUAAGUGAUCUUUAUGAACAAACUAAAAGAUCUUCAACAACAAACCAAGCGAUCUUUAACAACAAACUAAGCAAUCUUUAUGAAAAAACUAAGCGAUCUUUAACAACAAACUAAACGAUCUUUAACAACAAACUAAACGAUCUUUAACAACAAACUAAACGAUCUUUAACAACAAACUAAAUGAUCGUUAACAACAAACUAAACGAUCUUUAACAACAAACUAAACGAUCUUUAACAACAAACUCAACGAUAUUUAACAACAAACUAACCGAUCAAUAACAACCAACUAAACGAUCUUUAAAAACAAAUCUUUUAGAACCACAUUUUUUAGAGACCCUGUUAAAAAAAAUAUUUUACACCUACCAUACUAAUUUUAAAAAAAAUUGUAAAGCAAUUUAAAUUACUUUUAUAUUAAAAUGGUAAAAUCCUAAGUAUUCUUAGAUCAAGGGACUCAAACUCAAAUCAUAGGGGGAAGGGGGGGCACUGGAGGUAGUGUGAAUGAGAGUGGGCCGCAUCAAGUAAUCCACAAAAAAGCGAUUACAACUGUUACAAUAUGCUCAACCUUUAUAAAUACCAAUAAAAUCAUUAAGGGUUCUCAAGAACAACUCACUGUUGCCAGUGACCUGGCAUACAAAAAUAUAUAGAAACAUUAAAAAAAAAAAAUCAGAAUUAGACUAGUCUGUGAGAUUCGACUGAAACCAUCUCGGAGAGUCACGUUAUAGAUAUGAGAAUGGGGGAAACGUGCCGGCGCAUUUACACUAAACUUUUCUGUCAUGUAGCGGGCCGCAAAAUAAUACCGUCUUGCGGGUCACAAAUGGCUCGCAGGCCACGAGUUUGAGACCCCUAUAUGAGAUGUUUAUUUAUUAAUAUUCAUGAUUAUCUAAUUUUUUAUAAAAAGAAUGUAAAUAUUUAUACUUUCCCACAUCAUUUUCGAUGUAUGCGGGAACGAAUUUCAAAAUAUCUUAAUGUUUCGGCUUCGGUUUCGGCCAAAAUUCAUUUUUAUUUUUCGGUAUUUUUUCGGUUUCGGCCGAAAGUCAUUUUAAACUUUCGGCCUAUUUUCGGCUUCGGCCGAAAUCAGAAAAUCACUUACGGUUGGUCUCUAAUUUAGCUCUAUCCAUCAUGUAUUAUGCUUAAAGAGCUGUUCCCCAUCCUCUUCACCAGCCAUCAUGUCAGUCAAGAUUUACACAGUUUUAUCCUUUUCAUUGUACCAUUUUUGAGAGUUCGUUUGACUGAGUUUUAAACUUAAAACUUUUUUUUUUAAUAUUUAAGUAUCUUAGGUCUUAAAACAGACCAAUCAUAAUCAUGUCUUGUAAAAAAUGAUAAAUUGAAUUUCUUUCAUUUUCAUGAGAAAAAUCGUUGAUAGGCCCUAUUUACAGACCUGUUUACUCUUAUGAUUUUGGCGUACAAAGUACGAUUUUGAGGUGUAAACAUUAUAAUAAUUAUAUAUACUGUAUGUUUAUUUUUUACUAUAAAUAUAAGGUAUUGAACGAUUUUGUGAUGAUAUUGUACGAUUUUAAUGGUUUGAGGGUAAACAGGUCUGCAUUUAUAUCAGGGCUCAAGGUUUUUGACUGUAGUACAGCUGUGUGAUACUACAUGCAAAAGUUUGUUAACUUUGAACUAUUCUGCUUAACCGGCUGUUACAAAUAUCAAAAUAAAUUUUGUAAACACUAAAUACGUAGCUGUUUUUCUAUAACUUACAAGUACUGAGACCAGCCUUUGCCUAAUUGGCAGCAAGUAGCCGUGUCAUAAUAUUAAUUAUGUUAAUAUGACCUUGAUACUGUUUCUCAUUCUAAGCACAAAGAUUUACUACUGUAUUCUGUAUUCUAUAUUAUUUUCAUAGUUAAAAAAAAUAUUUUUUUUCUUUGCAGCAUGUGGGGUAAACCUAUGACUGUGAACUGAAAUUAAUUGUGAAGAAGGUGUUGCGGUGUUUAUAAUGUACAUAAAGCCAUUUUAAAGGCUCUUUCAGAACUUACUUGAGCAUCAAACAAAAAGCUCUAUAAGUGCGUGAGAAGAAACCAAUAAAAAUGUUGCAGCAAAUACUAGACCAGAUGUAUAUAGACCCAGAGUUGAUGGCAGAGUUGUCUGAAGAUCAGAAACAAAUGCUUUUUUACAAGAUGCGACAGGUACAAUGUUAAUCUUCUUAAUUGGGUAGAGCCCGUUUGUUCAUAAAUAGAUUCCUAAGUUCUCGCUGGGAAAAGCCGAAAAGUGUGUGACCCACUCAUAAGCUAACCCCAUAUAAUAAUAGACCAGUAUAAGCAAAACAGCUUUUGAAAAAGAAAAAUAAUUUAUUUUAAAAAAUCCAAACUUUGAAAAUAAUUAUUUUGUAAAUAAAAAGUCUUAAAACUAAUAAACUUGCAGUAUUUAGUUAAACACAGAUACUGUGUAUACUCGUUAAUAAGCCUGUUCGUUCAUAAGCCGAAAUCUUUGGUUUUGGGUGAUUAAAAAACCUGAAUAAUGUGUAAAUUUGCUAAUAAGAAGACCCUAUAAAAUAAUGUUAUUUAUAAUACAGAUGGUCAUUCACAUGUCUUCAGGUGUAUACAGUAAUUAUACUGAACAUUUCCAAAAAUAGGACCUCUGCUAUCUACAAAAAUUUUCAUUAUUCAAUGUAGGCACUUUGAUACUCGGUAAGCAUGGCAGUUGCAAAAUCAAGAAAAAAACUUGUGUGCAAAUUUUACACACAGCUAAUGUUGAACACAUCUAUAUUUUUACUUCUGUUAAUUCCUUUGUCUUCAUUUGUCUGGAGAAAAUAAUAAAAUAUAGCCAGGUCACCCCUUUCGGCUGAAAUAUUUUUUUUUAAAUAGUUAAACCUUAAAUCUUUUCUGAAUUGGAAAAUUUUUUUUUUAGAUUGCCCAGUAUUUAAAAAAAAAUUCAUAUUGACCUUGUCUUUUCUUGAUGACAGGAGCAAAUUCGAAGAUGGAAAGUAUUUGAAGAAAAAGCUGAAGAAGAGAGAGCUCAGAAAUCACGAAACACCGGUAGGUUAAAUUGACAUCCUUACUUAAUUUCUUAAAAGAAAACAAAACAUGGUUUUGGCAAAAAAGAAAUACAGUUAGUUUGUCAUACCACAACCAUAGAGUGUUUACCAAUGUCAAAUGUUUUAACUUAACAACGUCACCUUUUAAAAACAUUUUACUGGGGAGAAGAAGCCUUUAAUUCAUUUUUACAUAUUUUUGUGUAUCCUCGGACAAUUUAGUAUUCUUUAAAAAAAACAAAAAAAACAUUUAAUCAAAGUAUUUAAAACAUUAAAAUUUUACCUAAAAUAAAAAAUCAGACACAGAACCACCAAUGACUGAACAUGUUUUUUCUGUUAACAUUUAUUUAAAGGGACAUCAAUAUAUGUGCACCAUCCCCUUUCACACCUGUUGUAUCUUUGAUGUUUUCAUUACACAACUCUCCCCCCCCCCCCCUGUUUAUUUAUAAGCUAAUAUUAUUAAUAAUCUAAUUAACACACCCCACAAUUAAUAAAUAGUAUUAUUAUGACUGUUUAGUAAAGUAUGGGAUUUAGUUAACAAACAAAACUGUAAUUCCCUUUGAAAAUAUCAUUGAAAUUAACCAAAGCCCCUUUUUAAAAAAUGUGAUAACGUGUACUUUUAUUUCAUCCACAUUUAUUUUUUUAAAUUUAAGUGUGAUGUACAGUAUGUGUCAAAAUGUUUUUAAGUUUAAGUGUGAUAUGCAGUCUGUGCCAAAAGUGCUGCAAUGAAAAGACAAACAAUACCUUGUAAUUUUAUUAAUACUAAAAUAAACAAACAUACAAACAUAUUAGCUAGCCUGUUGAUUUACCAAAGUGUGAGUGAAGCGUGCACCACCUCACUAUAAACAGUGUUCAUACUGUACAUGCAGAUUCUCAAACAUAUCCCUGAGCAAAGAAUACUGCACUGUCAUCAUCAUUUAGACCCAGAAGCUAUUUGGGCAUGUGUCCUUUGGCGUGAGCCAUUAUGAAGAUUGUACAAUCUCUCUGUAGCUGUUGUUUAUUUGUAAAUAGGCUGCUAGUGUAGUCUGGUGUUUUUGGUAGAUUGUUAAAGUGUAAGUCCUGGAGUGUGUGCAGUUGAAAAAAGGUAAUCUGUUUCUGUUCCAUUUGGAUGUCUGCAAAGGAGCAUAUUUAUGUUUUAUCUGGUUUCAUGCUGUUAAGUCAGGAAUUAAGUUGUAUGUGUCCUGUGAGCAGGUGAAAGAUUAUGACCUGUUCAUGCCUUAUCGGCAAAUUAUUGGGUCUUUAGGGUCUGGGUUGGGCAUAUGUGUGAAAACACAUCUUCCUGUAGAGCCUAUUGCUCAUCCAUUUGAGCACUCUACUUUUUUGUUAAAUUGCUUCACAGUGUUGAGUGAUGUAGGUAUGUUUGGCUGUGUUGAGUGAUGUAGGUAUGUUUGGCUGUGUUGAGUGGUGUAGGUAUGUUUGGCUGUGUUGAAUGAUCUAGGUAUGUUUGGCUGUUUUGAAUGAUGUAGGCAUGUUUGGCUGUUCAUUGGAUGCUCCCUGUCUUGCUAGUUUGUCUGCCCUCUCAUUUCCUGGUAUUUGGAGCUCUGUCCUCCCAAGUGAUCGGUUCCAUAUGAAGAAAAAUAAAACAGAACUAUGAAUACUUUUUUUCUCCAUCAAGAGACCCAUUCCCACCAACAACUGACCAACACAACUCCUUUUCCACUAUUGGAAACACAUGUUGGGUGGAGAAAUUCACUGUGUGACAAACACUUUCAAGGUGUGGAAGUUUAAGUACUGUAUUUUUGGCACAUACUGUAUAUCGAAAUUUAUACUUCAUUUUACCGAUUAACAAUUAAAACUUGUAGAUAUUUUCCAGUCUGGAGAAUUAAAAAAAAUUUUUUUUAAAGCUUGUUAUUUUUCUGUACUCACAAUUUUUUUCACAAAUUAAAGAGAAACAACAAGUCUAAGAAUUAAGAACCACAACUCAUAUUCAGAUAUAAGUAAUACAUUCCACAAUAAAAAAAAUCUUCACUAGUAAUGUUCUUCCAAUACGGCUUGUAAAAAAAUUAUCGGCUGGCUAUCGCCCUGUUGUUAUUGUAAAGUUGGCCUAUAUGAUUUUGUUUAAUAUAUGUUUAAGUAAAAUAUAUAGGAUCUGCAUGUUUUGUAUACUAAAGGAGGCUUUUAUCGGCAAUGACAAUUACAUUAUUUUGUCAUCAGUAAAGCUUUACUGCUGGUGUGGGUAAAUAAAGAUUUCAAUACAUUUUUAUAAUCUAAACUUAUCUCCCAUCCAUAUAUGCUUUUUCUCUCAAUGCUUGUUAACAGCCAAGAAAAAGGUUGAGUUCAUGAAAGGCAGAGACGGUUGUGAUUGGGUCUGGGUAAUGGGGGAACAUAAGAAUGACAAAUCAAUUGAACAGAUUUUGGAGGAAGAAGCUCAUACAAUGGCCGGCAAGUUAGCGGAUGCUGAAGCCCAAGCUCUCAGGUUAGUAGCUUAUUUUUAAAUAAUUACAAAUCUUUAUUUAAAUUCGUUGUUAAUAUUGAAAGUCGUUAUUAUAAAAAAUUGGAUGAUCUUCAAUGAAAUUUGAAAACCUUUCAUAGUUAAAUAUCUCAACGUUAUGAAGCUAUAUUUAGUCCCAUUGAGUGGAUUUAAUCACUUUUGAUAAACUCAAAUCCUGUGGUUUCUCUAAAAAUAUUUGGUAUGGUUAAUGAUUGAAGUCUUGAUUUUAGGGUAAAUUAUUCCCAUUUGGAUCCCCAUACAUUUUGCUUUAUUCAUCAUAGUAAAUGUUUAAUUUCUGAAACGUAACCCAGAAUCUAGAAUACCUGUACUAGGAAUAGUUAUAGUUUACAGCUAGUUGGCUUUUUUUUUAAAUAAAAGGAAACACUAAUCAGUUAACUCACAAUCGUUGCUGCUGUACCUCCUGUUUAAGAUAAUGUCUUUUGUUUGUUUUAUGUGCACUGCAGAGAAAAAGAGGAAGCUGAUUUGAAGAAAAAAAUGGAGGAAGAAAGGCAACGCUUGUUGCAAGAACACUUGGAAAGAGAGCAAGAAAUGAGGUAGGACUGUAGGACUCACUUAACGGAUUUCGUUACAUUUUGUCUUUUGGAUAAAACAAACUUAAGUGUAAAUAUAUGUAAAAAAUUAUUAAAUUUUAUUAGGUUUUAGCAGAUACUUCUCGGUACAUAGAUUAUAGUCUCAUUUGUGCACUCUUAUAAAAUAAAGAAGGCUUUAAGUUUAUGUGUUCAUUACAUUCAUUUUUGCUGUUAAAAUUAAUUUUUUGUCAAACAAUAUUUUAAGAGGACUUACUAAUUUCUGUAUAUAAACUUUUAUUUAAACAAAGUGACAUUGAUGUGUAUUUAAAAUAAACACACAAUGUCUUCUUCCACCAAAAGAGGCUCAUUUGAAAAUGUAUCUGCUCAUAUUCUAGAGAAGUCAUUGGUCUUACCUUCAUUUAUUUACCUCUUUUAAUUAUCCUCUAUUACUAAUUACCAUACUCAUCUAAACCUAAUACCUUAUGUAUGAUAAUGGAUUAAUCAUUUAAUAGGCGCAAACAGGAAGAGGCAGCUCUCUACCAGUCCAUCAAAGAAGCAAAGCUUGCUGCAGAGAAAUUGGCUCUUGAGAAGAAACGGCAGGAGGAAGAAGAAAGGAAGCGAUUAGAAGAGUUAGAGGUAGGUCAAGCAUUAUAUCUCAAAAUAAGUUUCUUUGUUAAAAUAUCAGUUUAAAUCAUGUUUAUUCACAUCAUGUUUUGUUUUACGAUGUUAAUAAAAUCUUGGCAGUUUCAGUAAGGAAAAAAAUAAGUUUCUUCCUAACAUAUAUCUAAGUUAUUGUUUUUUUUUAGCUGAGAAAAAUUGUUGUAAAAUAUGAAAAGGUGUAUACAAAUUCAGCAAGGUGUUACUUAGGUGUUGCUUUCGUUAUGCUGAACCAGACAUUUUGAUAAGACAUAUUUGAAGGCUAUUUAAUACAUUUUCCUGUCUCUAGUAGCUUGUUUACACUAUUCAACAAAAUAUUAUUAGUAAUUUUGCCAGUGACUAACAGAAGAUCAAUUAAUUCAUAAGAUUUAAACCAUUAAGAUUUUUCAUAUUGGUUUGUGAGAACUUACAAUAAUUGCUAGCUACAAAAGAAACAAUUGAACAAACAAAAUUCAACUCUGUGACAACAGCAAAGAAAAUAAAGAAAAUUAAAUGGUAUGUUAAAACCAACCCAGAGUCAUGACUUAUAAAUAAUUAAGGUUCCUUGAAGAAAAUCUUAGAAACAAAUUUGCACUUUAAUGCGAUUGAGACUUUUUACACUAUAGUAAAACAAAUAAAGCAUUGCAGAGAAAUGGAGGUAUUUCCAGACUGAUAAGAUAAGGCUGGUGUAACAGAAGAUCUUAAUACCCCUGUCAGUCUCAGUAUGGCCCAUUUCAGGUGAAGUGUCUAAUGCCACUGUAACAUUGGCUUGUCUAGUUUCUAAUGGUCUUUGUUUUCUUGUCACUAGCAGUCAACCAAAUUUCAACAAGAGGUAGCAGAAGACAAGGUCUGCCAUUCAUCCGUUUUAAACUCCCCCUUCCUCUCGGUUGGUAUGCAUGAGUAGAUUUCUCUGGUUUUCAGGCCUCAUUGUGAUGACCUUUGACCCAAACUGUUUUGCAUUCAUUAAAAAUUGCCUGCAUUUACUAGUAAAGUUGGUCAAUUUUUUUGUAUUUAUCCCUUUCUAUUUUUAAUUUUUCUAUGGAGUUGUGUUUCCUGUUGGCAAACAAGGCUUGAAUAGAUAUGUAGAUUUAAUUAAUAACUUUACAAAAAUCUUUCAUGUCUUUUAUUUUUAAGAAACUUUCUGUGGCUUAUGGCAUGCUAUAGUUUGGCACUGUUGUUUUUUUAAGGAAAUUAUUUCAAACGAUUUUUAACAAAAAUCUUUUUUAUUUGGUUAUAAUAACAAACGCUUGGUUUCUUUUCUUAAAUUUGAUGGAUUGUGUGUGUGCUCAUGCUGGUUAAGUCUACAGUCAAAAUUUCUUUUUAAGACCAUCGAGCAUGGCUCCUGCAAUUAAAUAUUGGUUGCUUUGGCAUGAAUGUUAAAAAUUGUCCACCCAGCUCUUGCAAAAAGAAAACAAAAAUUAGCUCUUUAGUUGUAGUGGUGGAUAGAUAGAUCUGGUCACCAAAUUAUAUUAUUAAAAAAUCUUCUUUCAAGGGAAGGAAUGUACAUUCGUAUCAUGGUAUAUUUUUCUGCCUUUUAACCUUGGAACAUUAUUUAUUUCUCUUAUCUGUACCGGAUCACAUAGUUUUAAAAAACUUGACUUCUGUUCCAGCUCUUAAUAAAGAGUCUGGUCUCUGUUUCAACAGAUUAGUCACUUCAUAAAACACACUGAAAUAUCAAAUAGAAAAACAUUUAAGUAUUUAUAAUAUUGUUUCUUGCCAAUGUACAUAAUGUUUUUUUUUACAUAUUACUAAUUUAUACACUUACGAUGUUCUUUCAAUAAAUGAAAGAAAUUAACUAUAGAAAAACACAUUUUAUUGCACAAUUUACAUUUUUACAAAAUUUAAUGAAGUGAAAAAAAAAUUGCCAAUUUUUAUGUGUUCUUUAAAAAAUUUAGGACAAUGAAAGGAAAGCCAAGAGAAAAUCCCGUGAAUUGGCAGAAAGUAUACGAGAAAAAAGAAGUAGUGAAAUUUAUACUUCCCUUCGAAAGCAGCGAGAAACAAUGGAAAAAAUGGCUGAGGAGAACCAGAAAGAAGUUGAAACAAAUUGGCAGGAACAAGGUUAGAGAUUCAUACUAUCAGUUUUGUCACCGUUACUUAAAAAAAAAGUAAUAGUACUAAUUUUGUGAUAUGGCAGAAUGAAACAAAUAUGUCAUGUCUUAUAAAAUAAAUUUAUAAACUAGGAAAUUAGGAUAAUCUUCAGUUGUGUGUGUUGUGUUAAAGAAAAUAGUAGAACUAUUUUCUUCAUACAGUUUGAAGGCAGUGCUUCAUUUAUUAUCUGUUAUGUUUAAACGGAGUUAGCAGCAAUCAACACAUAAAUUAUUAAUCUUCUGUAUAAAUGUUUAUACAUUUUCUUUUCAACCAUAAAUGAAGCAAUUCAAUUUUUAUAAUUUUGAUGUAAAGAAAAGAAAUCCAAAGAGGCAGAUCUAGAAAGAAGAGAAAAGGCAAGACUAGCCAGAGAGGAGUACAGAGAAUCAUUGCGUCGAUCCAUGACCUUGGUACAGGCAUCACAGGCUUUCUCAAGCACCCAAACCAGUGCUGGAAACAAACCUCCACUACCACCAAAGUAUAUAAUAAAUUGAUUAGUACCUAGGACCUAGGUUUUUAGCACAUAUUUCUUGGUACAUAGAUUAUGGUCCAUUUAAAUAUACUUGCUCAUAUAAUUGCACUUUUGAUUUUUCAAAAUUUAUCACUUUCAACAAAACUCAAGUGUUUUAGACAAAUAAAUUGAAAGUUUAAAAAAAAAGUGGGUAAUGCAUUUUGAAAGCUCAAUUGCUUUUGAAACCACUGUGCCAUCAUUUCAGUAUUUCAAUUUAUAACCAAACAUUAAAAAGAAAAAAAUCUCCUGUAGCAAGUAAUAUUUAUCAACAACUUUAUCUUAUAAACUUUUCCAAAAUGAAAUCUUUUUAUUGUAAGUUUUAUUUUUGUGGGUAAUUUUUACAUUUUUUUGAAAAACCAUAGAAAACAUUUGAUUGCCACAAGUGCACCAGGCAUCACCAGCAAAAAACCAAGACCCCUAAGACCCAAAAAUCGAGAACAAGUAAUAAGCUGGUUCCAGAAAGAUGAGAAACCAAAGGGCUCAGGAUUAGAUCCAUCGACUGGAAAAGUUGCUGAGUGGUUCCAUGGUAAGAUUUACCAUAUAGUGUUUAAAAUUAGGUAAAAAUGAUGGAAUUAUCAAAAUAAUUUGAGGCUAGCAUAAGAAAAAUGUAUGCAAGGUGCUGGCACGUGCAAAUAAUAUAAUGAAGUUUAUUGAUAUUUUAUUUGUAUGUGCAGUGGUCUUCUUUCAGUUUCUUCUAUGAUUAUUGUAGUUUAAUUCUUAUGUAUUUUUAAAAUUUAUUAUUUUAACCGAGAAGGCCUUUAGUAGAAAUUUGUAACUUUGUAUUUUUUAAUAAUUAAAUCAAUAUUCAUCCUUUUUUGUAUACAAAAAUACUUCGUAAUCAUUUUAAGCUGUUUCCUAGUCUAUCUCUAUCUUACAAUGGAGUUCUUUUAUUUUUAAGGUAUUAUUAAUAGAUCAGAUGCAGAAGAAAUGUUGGAAAACAAAAAACCUGGUUCAUUUUUAAUUCGUGUCAGUGAACGUGUCUGGGGUUAUACACUAUCUUUGAGGGAAAGCAACAGAUUCAAACAUUUCCUUAUUGAUGCGUCAGACAUGGGCUAUCAAUUCUUUGGUGCCGACCAGACUGUUCAUGAGACCCUUGCAGGUCUUGUUCUUUAUCAUAAGGUAAGGUACAUAUUCCAUCUUGAUCAUGUGGCCUUCAAAUGUGCAUGUUGAAUAGUUUGAAUACAUUUUUAAUGAAAAUAUUAAAUUAAAAUCAGAUAUGCUCAUAUUUUUUUUUAGCUAUCUUAUGAUCUUAUGGAAUCUUUCAUUUGUUCACUGCACGAGUUUAAAUCAUAAUUUCUGAAGUUUUUUCAGUUUUGCCCCCCUCAUUGCGGAGUAAUGUCAUGAUGUAGGCGAGGGCUAAGAUGCUCUUAGUCUGUUUGAGACUUUAGAACAAAGUUAUAAAUAAACAAACAAUACAAAUUGAGUAAAAAUAUCAUUAAAAAAAAUUUAUCUUAAGUAAGGCCAAAACCCCAUCAAUUCUGUUAACCACCUUAGAUGAAAUAACAAAUUACACUUACUAGGCAAUGGCUUUGGUUGCAGACCACAGAGGGCUGAUUAGUGUGUUUUCAGAGCACGAUAAAGCACAAAAAUGAUAAUAUAUUUAUAUCAAAAUAAGUUGGUUAAUGGUUAAAUCUUAAUCCCCUUUGUUAAAGUGAUCUUCUAAAUAAAUGAUUUUUUUGGGGGUGUGGGGUUAUAGCUGACAUUAUAUAAUUAAAAACAUUAUAAAAAAAGAAUAGCUCUCAUUGACUAAAGUUUAGCAAAUUUUACAUUAAGAAAUUUAAGAAUUUGAAAACUCAUAAGUAGGUAUUGAAAAUUGAAUUCAACAAUCAGCUAACUUUAUGAUUGAAUAAUAAAAAACAAGAAUUUGACUAAAGAACAAAGUCAAAUGUGUUAAUUCUUAUAAAUACCAAUUUUGUAUUCAGAAUAACCCAAUCACAUUGUCUGGCCAAGAAUUACUUCUUAAUCCCUGUGGACAAACUGUAAAUCCACCAGAUUAUCAUCAAUUGUUUGAACCGCCAUCACGAGAGUCAACAACUUUAUAGCGAACAAAAUGUAAGUUAAGUGAUUUUUGUAUUUUUUUAAAAGACACAUCAUCUGUCAACUGGAGAAUAGGCUCGUGUGCUUGUUUCAUUGUUACCAAUCAAUUUUAGUCUGUGGCUAGAGUGAACUUUUGUAUUACUAAAAUGUUGCUCAGAACAUUUCUAAUCUGCUUAAUUUUGAACAAUUCUUUGACUUCAUCAACCUCAGAAUUCUCGAAAUCUGCAUGAAAGGAUGCAUUCCACUGAUGUUCAAGUCCGGCUGAACCAAGCUGAAGACCUAAUACCUCAGGCAGAGAGGGAUCAAUGAAGACAAUUUUAUUAGCUUUCUCAGAGUCUGUCUGUUGAAAAGCUUUGCUGGAAAAAAAAUUCUUUGACUUGAGUAUAACAUGAUAUUAUAAUAUGGAUAAUAUGGGUCUUUAGCAUCAAACCAUGAGAGAUUUGUUGUCCAAUGAUAAAAACAGUUUUGAUACUAAAAUACUCUUUAUUAUUUAUAAAUAUCAAGUAUAAUCAUUUCUGUAAAGUACUAUCUAUGACCU
This is a messenger RNA of Lymnaea stagnalis (great pond snail), 13691 nucleotides long. Lineage: Eukaryota; Metazoa; Mollusca; Gastropoda; Lymnaeidae. The record is from the annotation of a GenBank genome assembly.